This is a messenger RNA of Tribolium castaneum (red flour beetle), 1815 nucleotides long. Its product is annotated as probable 4-coumarate--CoA ligase 1. The coding region runs from base 45 to 1772 and encodes 575 amino acids. Gene Ontology annotation, molecular function: long-chain fatty acid-CoA ligase activity. The transcript is spliced from 6 exons. Gene Ontology annotation, biological process: long-chain fatty acid metabolic process; fatty-acyl-CoA biosynthetic process. Gene Ontology annotation, cellular component: mitochondrion. The record is from RefSeq and is a predicted model, not a curated record. NCBI's taxonomy places the organism in Eukaryota, Metazoa, Arthropoda, Insecta, Coleoptera, Tenebrionidae.
GGAACCUCGUAUACUUUCCAUUCAAAGUCUCUGAACCGUAGAACAUGUCAGUGAUUCGGAAUAUAUUAUCUGUUAGAUUUCCAAAAAGUGUAAAGUCGUUAAGUGUUUUAAAUGUGGCUAGAAGACUAUCAAGCUCAAACAUCGUCGAUUCGGGUUUCCCCGAUGUUUCCAUCCCCAAUGUUUCAAUCCCCGAGUUCAUUUUUUCAAAAUGCGAAAAAUACGAAAAUUUAACUGCAUCAGAAUGUGGGAUCACAGGGCGCAAAUACACUUAUAGGGACAUUUUGAAAAAAUCGAAAAAUUUGGCUAAAGCAUUAAGAAAGAAACUGAACUUGAACGAGGGAGAUGUUGUAGCUCUGCUUCUCCCGAAUGUCCCUGAAUUCCCAAUUGCGGCUUUGGGGGUUUUACACGCAGGGUUGGUUGUUACAACCCUCAAUCCUGUCUACACCAGUGAGGAGAUAGCGCGCCAACUUACGGACUCAUCAGCGAAAGCUGUAAUAACUCUCAUUGAUUUACACGAAGUUGCUUCCAAUUCGUGCAAAUUGCUCAACAAAACAUUGCCAAUCUUGUCAAUAAAAUCAUCGCAAACUCAAACUUUUCCUCGUGGAGCAAUCGAUUUUCGGGAAUUCACCGACAAUGCGGUUGAUUAUCCAGAAAUUCAACCGCGAAAACCCGAAGAUUUGGCCUUUUUGCCGUACUCUAGCGGCACCACAGGGUUACCAAAAGGGGUCCAAUUGUCCAAUUAUAACAUCGUGGCUAACAUUAGCCAAAACUCAUCACCCCAUCUCCCAGUAAUUGAAGAAACCACAAAUACCCAUCAGGAUGUUAUCCCAGUUGUGUUACCAAUGUUCCACAUUUACGGCUUUUCGGUUAACACGUUAUUUGCUCUUUCGAAAGGAACAAAAAUCGUGACUUUGGCCAGAUUUACGCCAGAUGAUUAUGUCUCAGUGUUGAGGAACCACAAACCACAUAUUCUAUUCAUAGUUCCUCCAAUAGUACUGUUUUUAAGUGCGCAUCCAAUGGUUAAACCCGAAGAUUUGCAUUCCGUAAGAGUUGUUUUUUCGGGAGCUGCCCCUCUUGGUGCUUUAGACGAGCAAAGAUUUGUUGAAAAAUCGGGCAAAAGUGUUAGUGUGUUGCAAGGUUACGGAUUGACCGAAACUUCACCUACUGUUACCGCAAUUUCGGCGCAACUCAAGUCGGAGAAAAACGUCUAUGGAUCAAUAGGACGUCCGAUUCCUAACACUCUAGUAAAAAUUAUCAACGUUGAUGAUCCCACAGGAGCUCCCCUUGGGCCCAACGCAACCGGCGAGUUACUAGUUAAGGGCCCCCAAGUAAUGAAGGGUUACCUCAACCGCCCCGAAGAGACGGAAAAUGCGUUUCUCGAUGGGUGGUUUAGGACCGGCGACAUGGCCUAUUAUAACGAAGACCAUGUUUUUUUUAUCACUGAUCGUUUGAAGGAGUUGAUCAAAGUUAAGGGUUUUCAAGUGGCACCGGCUGAAUUGGAGGAAAUCAUUCGCGAUUUUCCGAAUGUUGACGAUGCAGCUGUGAUUGGAGUCCCCCAUCCGACGCAAGGCGAAGCCCCAAGGGCUUACAUCGUCCCGAAGAAAAAUACCAAGGUGAACACCAAAGACUUGGAGGAGUAUUUCAAAGGCAAAGUCGCGCAUUACAAGCAGUUGAAAGGUGGGAUCGCGAUCGUUGACUCGAUCCCCAAAAACGCGUCUGGGAAAAUCAUGCGGAGGCAACUCAAACUGGAGUUUGAAGCAGCAAACAAGUGAUAAUUGUACAAUCUUAUCUUUGUAAAUAAAACUUAUGAAAUAA